This is a messenger RNA of Gorilla gorilla gorilla (western lowland gorilla), 1176 nucleotides long. RefSeq names its product folate receptor gamma. Lineage: Eukaryota; Metazoa; Chordata; Mammalia; Primates; Hominidae. Gene Ontology annotation, biological process: sperm-egg recognition; cell adhesion; fusion of sperm to egg plasma membrane involved in single fertilization. Gene Ontology annotation, cellular component: external side of plasma membrane. The record is from RefSeq and is a predicted model, not a curated record. The transcript has 6 exons. Gene Ontology annotation, molecular function: signaling receptor activity. Bases 339 to 1115 code for a protein of 258 amino acids.
GAUCAUUUGGGAGUCAUUGGCACGUAGACGGUGUUUAAAGUCAUGAGACUGGAUGAGAUCACCAAGGGAGUGAAUGUAGUUGGAAAAUAGUUUCCUCCAAUAUUCAGAAUUUGAGGAAACUAGGAAAAGCAGCAAACCAGAUGGAGAAGGAAGGCCAAAAAGAUAAGUAGAAAGCUGGCAGACCAUGAGCUCCUUGAGGGCAGGGACUGAAUGGUUACUAUGUCCCCAGGGCCCAGCAUGACCUUCUCCUGGAUUCCUCAUCUUCCUUCUGUGACCUGUGUCUCCAUCAGUUUCUCCUCUGGCAUCUUUUUCUUACAGGAUUCUUACCUCAGGAAUAGAUGGACAUGGCCUGGCAGAUGAUGCAGCUGCUGCUUCUGGCUUUGGUGACUGCUGCGGGGAGUGCCCAGCCCAGGAGUGCGCGGGCCGGGACGGACCUGCUCAAUGUCUGCAUGAACGCCAAGCACCACAAGACACAGCCCAGCCCCGAGGACGAGCUGUAUGGCCAGGUGGGAGCUCCUCAAGGGCCCUCCCCAGGAAGUGUUCCUCUGGAUGACCUACCUGGGGCAGAGGAGCCAGAAUAUGGAGGAGAUGGCUGUGGUGGGCAGAGACUUGGUCCUGUGUCUUCCCCACCCAGUGCAGUCCCUGGAAGAAGAAUGCCUGCUGCACGGCCAGCACCAGCCAGGAGCUGCACAAGGACACCUCCCGCCUGUACAACUUUAACUGGGAUCACUGUGGUCAACCAGAGCUGGCGCAAAGAGCGCAUUCUGAACGUGCCCCUAUGCAAAGAGGACUGUGAGCGCUGGUGGGAGGACUGUCGCACCUCCUACACCUGCAAAAGCAACUGGCACAAAGGCUGGAAUUGGACCUCAGGGAUUAAUGAGUGUCCAGCCGGGGCCCUCUGCAGCACCUUUGAGUCCUACUUCCCCACUCCAGCUGCCCUUUGUGAAGGCCUCUGGAGCCACUCCUUCAAGGUCAGCAACUAUAGUCGAGGGAGUGGCCGCUGCAUCCAGAUGUGGUUUGACUCAGCCCAGGGCAACCCCAAUGAGGAGGUGGCCAAGUUCUAUGCUGAGGCCAUGAAUGCUGGGGCCCCGUCUCAUGGGAUUAUUGGUUCCUGAUCCAAGAAGGGUCCUCUGGGGUUCUUCCGACAACCUAUUCUAAUAGACAAAUCCACAUGUG